GGCUCUUCCCACUUUAUUCACAGAGUUGGCACAGCCCGUGUUAGCACAUUACGGAAACAUUCGGUCUCGCUGUGUAUAAUUCAUGGACUGAAGGGAAUGAUUUGACAAGAACAUUCGGUUAACCUUAAUCGUUCUGGUUCGCCGGCAGUGGAUUAUUAGAAGUGGACUUUUAUAUUAGGCACGUGAUUUAUGAUUUUGCUAUAUUAAACAUUAAAAUAAUUUGAAAUUUAUUUAAAUUUAACAAGUUAACUGGAUUUGAAGAAUUUAAUAUUAAAUUUGCAACGUUGUGCAAAGAAACAAAAAAAGAAUAUUUUAUCGUUAAGCCUAAUACAUUUACGAACUGAAAACGAAAAACUUUUUUCGAUUGCCGUGUACAAUGACUUAUAUGAUUCUUUUUCAAACGAUCUAGAUCUUGUGAAAUUGACGAUUUAAAUUUUUUUGCAUCAAUAAGCCAAACUUGCUGGGAAAUUUUUAUUCAAAGUAAGCAUUGGUAAAUCAAACUGAAAUGAAAAUGAUCUCAAAUUUAAUCAGAGAUCAAAUAACAUUGACUUAGAACUAUUUAUAAAAUUGAAACGGUAUUAUGUAUCCAAAUUUACUGGCUCAAACAUCGGUUUAUUCACCUCUCCUACGUUGUCCAAUGCCUGCAGGGGGUCUGAUGUCCAGCCCGCUGUCCCCAGCAUCCAGUCCUCCAGUUAGUAGCUCUUUUCUUGUGGACAAUAUACUCAGAGACAGAGCAGCUGUUGCUGCUGCUGUUGCUAGUGGUAGUCCUUUUCUUGCAAGACCUAUUGCAGUGUCUGCAUGUCCUGAACAGGUCGGAGGUUGUACGGCGUGUACCACGUGCUCGGGGUGCUCCCCCACGGGAGCAAACAAGACUGUAAGUGGUAGGUGUCAGAACGGUGGAUCUCCGGGUGCGAGUCCGGGAACACCCUACCUCAAAUUUGGUGUGAGCGCAAUUCUAGCGGCUGAAUCGAAGGAAAAACUGACGGCAAAAAAUGUGAUUUCUGUUUCUGGUAAGUACUUUUUGAUGACUCAUAGAAAUUUUUCAAAAAAAAGUCUUGUUUAA
Messenger RNA from Parasteatoda tepidariorum (common house spider), 1063 nucleotides. The record is from RefSeq and is a predicted model, not a curated record. Lineage: Eukaryota; Metazoa; Arthropoda; Arachnida; Araneae; Theridiidae.